Molecule: messenger RNA, 5490 nt
Organism: Trichomycterus rosablanca
Lineage: Eukaryota; Metazoa; Chordata; Actinopteri; Siluriformes; Trichomycteridae
Gene: prdm2b
Product: PR domain containing 2, with ZNF domain b
Exons: 4
Coding region: 208-4698 (1496 amino acids)
Biological process (GO): regulation of transcription by RNA polymerase II
Cellular component (GO): nucleus
Molecular function (GO): DNA-binding transcription factor activity, RNA polymerase II-specific; RNA polymerase II transcription regulatory region sequence-specific DNA binding
Source: RefSeq, a predicted model, not a curated record
CCAAUCGGACUGGGCGAAGAACUGCUCGUGUGGUACAAUGGGGAAGACAACCCGGAGAUAGCAGCUGCAUUGGAGGAAGAAAGGAGCAGCAACUUUAACAAGAACAACUCACCAAGAGCGAAACGAGAAAAAAGGAAGCUAUUGGAAAAAGGUUGCCGGGCUGGUUUGGGAGGCAUAUCUGGGCAUACAAGACCCAUAGACACAAAAAUGCGGGACUCUGAUAAAGAAAUAAAUGAAGAAGAGGAGAAAUCAUCAUGUCCUGAGCCACUUCAGAAGACUACAGCUUCACAGUUAUGCUCAACAGAGACCAAGGAUUUAGCUCCAUCUCCUGUCCCUACAGAGACGUUGGAGCUGGAGGAAAGAGAGGAGACAGAUCAAGGAGAUCUACAGCUGCCUCGGUCACAUGUAAGCCCUGAGCACUGUGCUGAGUCACUGUCAGCGAACAAGAGGGAAGAGCCGAACCCAGAGUUAUUUCAUUGUAGCCCUGUCAUGAAGAGUCAAGUUUCUCCUGAAAAAGAUGCAGAGGGUGAUUCUAACUUUGAGGACAAUUUACAAGUAGAAAACUAUGAUUGUCAGUAUUGCGAUCACAAAUUCUUCACAAAACAAGACCUGGAGCUUCACAUGAACACUCAUCCUAUCACAAACCAGCAGACCAACACGUUUAAAUGCAAAUACUGUACCAAGGCUUUUGGGUCUCAGGUAGGCAAGCGCAGGCAUGAAAGACGACACGAAAAUGGAAGUAAAAGCCUGAAUAGGCCCGAGUUGCUUACUGGAACUGCUUUUCUUCUUAAUUCUUCUAGGCACAAUGACUCUCCAUCUUCUGGUAGUGUUACAUCUUCAAGCCCCACCAUUAUGAGUUCUCAAAAUGGUAAAUCUCAAUCAGGUUCGGAUUCUUUGACUAUAGAUGCUGGGACUGAGUCUGACCAUCCUCUCAUUUUGGAUGAAAACGGAGAGUCGAAAGAAUUACAUCCUUGUAAAUAUUGCAACAAGACUUUUGGCUCUCAUACCAACAUGCGCAGGCACCAGCGCAGAAUUCAUGAACGUCAUCUUAUGCCAAAAGGGGUUCGAAGGAAAGGGAUGCUCCUUCAGGAUAUCCCAUCCCAACAACUUGAGCAAGGCCAGGCAGCAGUACUUCAGGAGGCAUCUCAGAAUGUCAGCUCUCCACUUGUCUAUGUACCUAGUGUGGACACAGAUGAUGAAGGUGAGCGUGAAAACAGCAUGGUCGACAUUUCUAAAAACAUCUCAGAGAACCUCAGUCUUUACAUCGAUGGAAAGAUUCUAUCCACAAGCACGAUCAGCAGCUGUGAUGUAAUAGAGGUUGAUUCAAGUACUUCAACACUGUUUGGUCUUGAUGCAGUCAUCCUCAAUUCGAACCAAAUAAGCCAUGCUCUUAAAAUUGAGACACAGCCUUGCGCCAUAAAAGAGCUUUCGGUUAGCACUCAGCCUGGUCCCAAGCGAAGAACCUCUACGCCGCCAAUUCCAUCUGUAAAAAUGGAAACAGAAACUGUAUCGUCCACUUCAUCUUCGUCAUCAACGGCUUCGCAGUCACCUUUGGGAAGCGGCAUCUUUCCACAGGCCACAGAGUCUUUGGCCUUUCAAAAAGAGAAAGCAGUAUAUCUUUCGCCAAAAUUAAAACAGCUUCUGCAGACCCAGGACAGCCAUAAAACAACUCUAAUUACAGAUCAUAAACUAACUACUCCACUAUCCAUUGCCUCUUUGCCUGCUGCUCAAAAAAGAUUCAAAAGACGAACUUCUUCACCUCCAACACCUGUACAAAGCAGCCCUUCUCUGGAGACCCCAGUUACUGAAGCUGGAGAUUUGUUUGCGCUUAAGGUGCCAAAAGUUGAAAGUCAGUCUACGAGUUAUUCCUGGAAUGUGCCCAGCAAAGAUCCGAGUGACGGCACCUCAAUAAGUGGAGGCAGUGCUUGUAAUCAACAGCCUCUCGACCUUUCCAGUACUGUUGGGAAACAGGAAAGUAGCUCAAGCAAAGGGCCUGCAGAGUCUGUUCUAGACUUGAGCGUACAGCGUGCAAAUGCAGCCGAACCAAGAACAAAAUCAAACAGAUCGUUGCAUCCACAUAUGAAGAGAAAGAAGCCCAAUACCAGCAUGUUAGAGAAAGUAUUAAUGAAUGAGUAUUCCGGUUUAAGCUCAGCUGGAGAGGAAGGUUCUCUUUGUCUUGAAAGCCCAGACACUCACUUGUCCUCUGGUAGUGCCACUGCAAUGUCUCCUGCCAGCGUGUGCUCCUACUCCGAUCAAUUCCUUUGUGAAUCUGCCUCUCCACCAUCCCUGACCCCUGUGACCAUGAACCCUUCUUCACCGUCAUCCUCAAGCCAGGCAUCCUCUACACCUCCACCACCAGUUCUUCCUACUGUUCCUUCACCACCACCACUUUUUCAGUUUUCAGACUCCGCUUUUCCAAAACUGUCUCCCAAACCUGUUGAUAAUAUCAUAGAUGAUACAUCCCCCAGCGUUAGCAAAACAUGUCACGAUACAGAAAUUCUCAAUACUGAAGAUGAGAACCAGACGUCUAAGCAUUUACAGCCUGAUGCACUGCCUCAAAGUCUAGAGGAUAAAAAAAGUAAUCAGAAAGCAGAUUUUUUUUCCAAAUCUGAAACACUACAUAAGGACUCAACAUCAGACUGUAGCCUUUAUUUAAUUAACAAUGAAGAUCAUGUUUCUUCCGAUGAAACAAAUAAUAAUUCCAAAGCUAACCAAAGCAGUUCCUUUGUUGGAACUUUUAUUCAGGACCUGAAUGUCAAAGCUGAUGUACAAACAUCUCAUUCCCAUGUGCACUUAACUACUAAUGUGAACUCGCUUUCUCCAUCUCUUGAUGAGAUGGAAGAUUCUCACCCUUCUCAUAUAGAAUCAUUAUCUGAUAAUUGUGUAGUAGUUGAUAAACAUUUGAUUAAAGACAAUGCUGAAAUCACAGCCAAAGCUGAAAAGGUUUUCUCCUCAGCUUCACCAAGGGUUGUGGAAAAAACCUCAGAUGCAGCAGACACACAAGAACAGGAUACAUUUACGAAAAGCUUUGUGUGUAAUGUCUGUCAGGAGCCUUUUCACUCUAUUAAACAACUUAGCAGCCACAUCAUAGAUCAUGCGGUGGAAUGGCCUUUCAAAUGUGAGUUUUGUGUGCAGUUAUUUCAGAAUGCAGAAGCUUUGUUGGAGCACCGCUCAUCGCUGCAUGGAGUUGGAAGAAUUUACAUUUGCCCCCUUUGUUCAAAAGAGUUCGCUUUCCUCUGCAACCUCCAACAACACCAGAGCGAUUUGCACCCUGGCCAAAGCCCUGCUCACACCACGGUUGAAAAUGGCAAGCUGAGACCUCAAAAUUACACCGAUCCUGCUCAUGUAAAUGUGGAAAGAAAUUUGUUAUGUUCAACCCCUGACAUGACUCCAGAUUUUGCCUCUCAGGAUUCAUCUGGGUUAUGUAAGGACAUUAAAACUGAAGAUGAUGAUAUUAAAGAUGAGCAAGAGGACCCAACAGAAGAGCUAUACACUACAAUAAAAAUUAUGGCCUCCGAGGCUGGAAAACCUAAAUGUCCCGAUGUUCGUCUUGGCAUUAAUCAACACUACCCAAGCUUUAAGCCUCCUCCGUUUCCUUACCACAACCGAACACCUGCUGGCUCUGUAGCUUCUGCAACACACUUCACCACCCACAACAUCCCCCAGACAUUCAGUACAGCAAUCAGGUGCACCAAAUGUGGCAACAGCUUUGACAACAUGCCUGAGCUCCACAAACACAUCUUGGCUUGUGCUAAUGCAAGUGAUAAGAAGCGGUACACCCCCAAGAAAAACCCCAUUCCUUUAAAACAGAUAGUAAAACAGCCUCUUAACGGUGCCUUCUCACCCAUAGAGACAGACAACGAAGGUCAGAAUGCCUUCCGUAGGAUGGGUCAACCCAAAAGACUCAAUUUUAACCAGGAGGUGCCUUCUAAGGUAAAGAUGUCUGCCUUGAAUAAGAAGAAAAAUCAACUUGUCCAGAAAGCCAUUUCUCAAAAGAACAAGGCUUCUACCUCUGGAAAGAAAGCAUCCAUCCAGAUUAAGCAGGAAGAGCAUGAGGUGCAUGCAUGUCCUUACUGCAAUCGAGAGUUUACGUACCUCGCCAGCCUCGCAAAGCAUGUUGCAUGCAGUUGCCCUCAGAAACCUGCUGGCAAAAAGAAUAAAGGAGCGCUGACGACGCGAGAUAAAAACAUGAAACUCCGAAGUCGAGCUACAGACUCCGAAAUCAAACAAGAGCCCAGCUCGAGCCCAGCUGUGAAAUCAGUGGGGAAAACAAGGACGCGGACUGUAGAGGGAUCGGAAAGUGAAGAGGCACCAGCAAGCAAAAGUAAAACGGUGACCUCUCAGGUACGCACCAAAAGACCUGCUUCCAGUGAGGACCACUCAGCCCCCAAAAGCAAGAAAGGUAGAAAAAGCAAGAAUCGCCUUGCACUCGUGACCACCUCCUCGUCAGCAUUAACAGAUGAUUCUGCAUCACAACCAGCUGCGAAAGUGCAACAUGGUGGGAAAGACAUAGCUAUCAAGAAGGAGACUGAGGUGAUGCCACAGGUUAAGCCUAAAAAAGAAGAGAGUGUCUCCAAGAAGAUGCGGAAGAGAGUUGGAGGCCCGGUGACACGAAGUGCAGCAGUGCCUGGAGAGAAGAAGAUUGAAGACCCAUUAAACAGUGAUACUGCUUCUGCAGAAAAUAAGGAAUCUGAUUGAAGUUUUUUUGGGACGAUAUUUAAAAGCACUCCAGCAAGUAUCGCCGCUAAAAAAAAUCCUAGUGAACAUGAUCAUGAUCUGAUUGAAUUGGAUUAUUAAACUACAUGUGGAGCCUUACCUUUCCUCGUAUGCUUCAUUGGGCUGACUGGAGCAUGCCGUCAAUGCACUUUGGUAUAUGAGCCUUUGUUGGAUGUGACCCAAAACACCUGGACUGUAAAUGUAAUAAAUAUAUAUGUGUAUCUAUAUGAAAAGUAAUAUUACUUGAUUUGUACAUAAGGAACCCUUUGGAUCUGUCGAGAAUGAUGGCUGAUCAUAUUGCAAAUGGCAAUCAUUUAUCAGUUAUUACAACCGUUUUGGUAUUCCAUGUUUAGUUGUUUGUUUUUUCCCCCCUCCUAAAAUUUUAGAUUUUGUUCCCAUAAUGCAUGUGUGCUAUGUAUACACUAUGGCUAGAGUGACUCUUGUAUCUUAUUCUGUUCUAAUCUUUUACUCAUGCAAAUGGAAAAGAAUAUAUGUUGCUAUUUAAUGUAAUGCUACAUGCGGAAUGCAAUAUUUGUUCAAAUGAAACUUUCACAUUUAGAACUAUGUUUUUCCUUUCUUUCUCUUUUGUGAUCACAGUAAAAUGCUGUUUGAUACAGUCAGAAUGAGUGGGUGAUGAUAAAACAUGUGGAUUUGGUAUUACCCACCUGAACCAGCCACCUCUUGGGGCAUUCGUUGUUUAGUCUGUACCUUUUGUAUUCUGUAGCAUUUACAGCAAAAUUGCUGGCAAUAAAAAUGACACUAAAAUACACCUAA